Nematocida major is the source of this 2721-nucleotide messenger RNA. RefSeq lists its product as uncharacterized. Bases 1 to 2721 code for a protein of 906 amino acids. The record is from RefSeq and is a predicted model, not a curated record. The transcript has a single exon. Lineage: Eukaryota; Fungi; Microsporidia.
AUGAAGCUGCAUUUUGUACUGGCCGGGCUGCUUGCGUGCCAUGCAGGCGCGAGGAUUUCGUUUGCAGAGAUUAUGCAGAUGCACAGCAAAGAAAUAGGGAAGGAGGGGGUCUGUAUAAACCCCAGCGGGCCUGUCAGUCUAAUGCGAGGGUACAUAUACGCCCAUAACGCAUACAUGUACAAUAAAAGGUUUUUUUCUCCUGAAAUAGAAACGGACUACAGCCUGCGCUUUAGCAGGGUGGGCAAGGGAUACAAAGAGGUGUACCAGCAGAAAAGGAGCCCGACGCGUGACAGAGCAUACAAGACCGCGCAGAAGGACAGCCCCGGCAGAAGCGAGCCCGCCUACACCGAGAAGUACCACAGCGCGCUUCUAAAGCUGUUUCCUUCCACAAACGGAACCAGCCUCUCGAUUUCUGUGUCCCGGAAGGACUGCAUGUUCCGCUUUCUCCAAAAAGCGUGCGCCCGCGAGCAGGCAAGCUACGUGCUGGCCGCGCUUCUUCUUCUCGGCGAGGGCGUCGACGUGCCCAUUGAAAUAGAACGCGGAGCGAUCGUGCUGUGGAAAAGCCGCGCUCUUGCUGAGCAGCACCGGCUGCAGAAGGCGCAGAAGAAAAGCCUGCCAAUCCCGAGCGAGCACAUUCUGUGCUCGGUAAACUUCCAAAACAAAAAGAUGAUGAGCCCGCAGAAGGAAGCAGUCGAGAUUGUGCACUUUUUCAAGGCGCACGCCCGCGAAAAAAAGCUUCCUGUAAUGCAAGAAGACUUUGAAACCGGCGACUUUCUAGACAGCCUGCAAUUUUUGGUUCAAGCAUACAUAUUUGAGUACAUAGAAAGCAUGGACAGCGCGCUGGAGUUUGCCUGGUGCGUGCACAGCCUGCUUAAAAGCAUGGGGGCUGGGGAGCCCGGCCAAACAGACCGCAUUUUUGGCAGCUGCUUCAUGCCCAAAGAAGAAAAGGCGCAAGCGGCUGUGUACUUAGAGCCGCUGGCCCGCAUGCAGGAGUGCCUGAGCGCGCAGAACUGGUUUCCAUUCUCAGACUCCGCUCUGCUUCCCAAGUACAUGAACGUGCCCCUGCACAGCAAAAGCACUGGUGUGGGCCCAAAGGAGGAGUUCAGCAACUGCGCAGAAGCCGGGCUCUACGCACUGUUUUGCUGCCUUGCAUACGACCCGGAAGAAAAAAAAUACAACGUGGGCGGCAUGCUGGGAGAGGUUGCAGGGUCUGAGGACGCCCAGAAGAUAACUGCGUUUUUCAACUCGAAAAGCGCCGACCCAAAGAAGUGCGCAACCCGCAAAGUCUUUGAAGCCUGGAACCAGGUUGUUUCGGGCCUCCCCGGCGACAGCAUAGCAUACUGCAGAGACAGCAAAAACGAGGUGCGCGUGGGAAUUCUGAACUUUCUGCGCGUUGUUUCCAAAGUGACAGGCAGGCUGCCCGAAAACAAAAAGGAGCUGGACGAGCUUGCCGAAAGCGUGCGCAGCAAAAAAGAGCCUGCGCAGAGCGCCUUCAAAGAAGUGCAGGAGCACAUCGAAAGGGUGCUUAAGAUGCUUUCUGUCAACAGGCGCAUAGAAGUAGAAACAGUCUCGCUCAAGAAGGGGCUGAGAAGCGACGGAGAGGCAGACUUGUACGGAAGCAUAGUGCUGCGAUUCAGCGCCAAAGAGAACAGCUCAGUGCAGGGCAUAUGUUUAAACUUUAUUACAGGCCAUUUAAGCAUCGGCCUUUUGCAUCCUACGCACGUUUUUUCCGAAGAGGACCAGAAAGCGCAGGAAAACUCUGUGCGCGAGUAUCGAGGCCUGGGCACUUUUGCAGGCUGCCUUUUUGCAGAGUACAUAGAAAAAACCGUGCGCGCGUACACCUCAAAUAGCAUGAGAAAUCUAGAUUGCACACGCACGGUCAUAGAAACUGCAAAGAAAGUGGUGGAAUCCUGCCCUGAGAAGGUGAACCGGGUCUUUUUGGACAGGGAAAUUUCCUGUAGCGUGGUCAAAAUGAGGCUGGUCAACGCUCUCUAUCUGUACGCCAAGGGGGAGCAGGUUGCAAUGCCGCAAACUCAUCCGAUUGUGCGCCUCUUGUCGAACGUUUUGGGUAGCGUCCCGCUUGACAACCCGGAGAUGCACAAGCCCUUUUUGGGCAUGCCCAUACUUCUGGGAGAGCUGGGGAAAAUGUUCCCCCGAAUACAGCUCUCCGAGUCCAAAGCCAUUGUGCUUUUCCAGGGCGGGCUGCGCAGCGUGGACGUGUACAUCCACACUCAGUACGGAUACCCUGGAGCAGCUGAAGUGAUCAUGCAGCAUCUUCUGAUCUGCCAGCUGAAAGGCACAACGCCUGUCUCGCAGUGCAAAACGCUGAACUGUGGAUUCUUGGGUCUUUACGGUUUGUUUGAGUGCAUGUUUGCAAGAGGCACGAAAAGAAACGCAGAGAAGCUGGGGGCGCUUCUUUUGGCCGAGAAGCAAAAAGAAAGAAAAGACGCGGCCGUCAGACUGAAGAACAGCCUGGACCUUUUCUGGUUUGUCGUCGCAGUGGAUAUGAAAGCUGAUAAGCCCGAUCUGGUUUUUCAGCUCUACGCAGCGGUUGACCCAGACGCGCCCCGUAUAAAGAGCCCCGGAGCGUUUAAGUACUUUGUUGACGCGUCCCAUAAAAAAAGAGUUUUAAAAUGGAUGAAGCUAAGAAAGCACCACUUCAUAAAGCUCGGCGGAAAGCGGAGAUAUUCAAAAAGCAGGAAAAUACUCGAAGCGGCAUAA